This is a messenger RNA of Tarenaya hassleriana, 725 nucleotides long. Its product is annotated as probable calcium-binding protein CML32. The transcript has a single exon. Bases 54 to 686 code for a protein of 210 amino acids. Lineage: Eukaryota; Viridiplantae; Streptophyta; Magnoliopsida; Brassicales; Cleomaceae. Gene Ontology annotation, molecular function: calcium ion binding. The record is from RefSeq and is a predicted model, not a curated record.
CACUUUCACAUUAAACAAAUGUAAAAUAAUAAUUCUCCGCGUGCUAAAACUGCAUGAGAAAAAAAAAACAAAGUCCAAAUCUGUAUAGGAAUAUAAAUUUCGUGUAUAAAUAUCGAAGAUCUCUUCGAUUUCUCAUUGUCUACAAUCCAUCUCCUUCUUCUUCGUCUUCUUCCUGCGUUCUCUGCGAGGAAAAGCAUUACGCAUACACAGUUGCAACAAUGUCGCCCAAGGAACUCAUGCAGAUGUUCGAGCAGUUCGACAAGAACGGCGACGGAAAAAUCUCCGGCGAAGAAUUCCGCAGCGUUUUCAGGGCGUUUUCUCCGUCGCUAUCUGCGGAGGAGCUCGACAAGAUGAUGGAGGAGUUCGACGUCGACGGAGACGGCUACAUCGACGCCGUCGAGUUCGUGACGUGUAUGCAGCGUUCCCAUAACGCCGACGCGCUCGGAUCGCCGUCGCCAUCGCCCUCGCAAUCGCAAUCGCACCGCGAUUUGAGGGAAGCGUUUGAGAUGUACGACGCGGACGGCGACGGGAAGAUAUCGGCGAUGGAGCUUCACGUGGUUUUGCGGAGGUUGGGGGAGAAGUGCACCGUAGAUGAUUGCCGGAGAAUGAUCCGAGCGGUCGACGUUGACGGCGACGGUCACGUCGAUUUCGAGGAGUUUAAGAAGAUGAUGUCUUCUUCUUUUUGAGCGAUUUUUAUGUUUUUUCUCUAUAAAUUUUAAAUAACU